CACAGAGGUUUUGGUUUUUGUCAAUUUCUUUUCUUUUUAACUUGCUUCCAAUUUAGCUAUGAAACAAAGAAGGAAAAAAAUAUAUAUAUAUUUUCAAACUUGGAUAUAAAAACCAAUCUUGCAUUGAUAACUUCAUCCUUCAAACUUCCCUUUUUAUAUUGAGUUCUCAAUGGUACCCUUGGUGGAAAGGCUUAGCAAAUUAUGCUUCAAGCUGGAGAAUCUUCAUGACCACCGGCUACCUGAAGCCUUAUCAGCUUCUUUGCAGGCUUUUCGAUAUGAUGUUUCUAGUUGUAUAACCCACCAGUUGUUAUUGAAUUCGAAUCCUGCUGGAUUGGAUACCCUCUCCCUAGAAUGGAUACAUAAAUGUUUUCAGGUGCUGCCCAUGAUCAACAAAGCAUUUGCAAAGCUAGUUGUGGAGAUUGAUUACCAUGCAAGCAAAUGGGAGGCUAAGACCAUGGAAGAAUAUCUCAACUAUAGUUUAGACUUGUUGGAUCUUCUCAACUACUUUAGUUCUGCUCUUUCUCAUCUGGGACUAGCUCGGCUUUCUUUAUCUCAUGCUUUGAGCCUUGUGAAGAGUUCACCUUCCUCGGCGAUGGAGCGUCUGAAGAUGAUAGAGUUCAAGAGUUUGAGAAAAGAGUUCAAGGAUCAAGAGAACAAAGAAGAUGAGAAAAAAAGAUCUAGCUCAGACAAGGAAUGGGUUAUCCUUCAAGCUUUGCUGGAGUUAAGGAGUACAGGAUUCUGGGUAUGCAGUAUUGUUUUGGCUGGUUUGUGUGGUGAUGAUAGGGCUUACUUGAAGAUGAGAAGAGCUGCUGGGGCAUUAUCAAACCCUGCUUUGAUCAAUUUGGAUUCAAUUAUAUGUGGAGUUGUAACGGAGAAAGGAUGUGUGCUGAAGGAGGUUAGAGAGUUGAAAGAUUCAGCUGAUUGCCUCGCAGCCGCCAUAGCCAGCAAAAACGGCAGUGAUGCAGCAGAGGAGAUGCAGAGAAAAUUGCAGGAGUUUGAGAAGUUGCUGGAUGGAUUAAGCAAGGAGGUGAAUUGUCUGUUCUCUGAGUUAUUGGCUGGAAGAAAAGAAUUGCUUAAUGGUAUUCGGAUUCAGAAACCAUAAAAACAAAUCAUAGAUUUCUAGUUUUGAUUUGUUUUUAAACUCUGUAUAUAGAUUGUAUACUUUUGCAUAGUUUUUUCAUUAAUGAGCUUCAAAUUGGUGAAA
Hevea brasiliensis (rubber tree) is the source of this 1204-nucleotide messenger RNA. RefSeq lists its product as uncharacterized. The transcript has a single exon. Bases 170 to 1102 code for a protein of 310 amino acids. Lineage: Eukaryota; Viridiplantae; Streptophyta; Magnoliopsida; Malpighiales; Euphorbiaceae. Gene Ontology annotation, biological process: root development; shoot system development. The record is from RefSeq and is a predicted model, not a curated record.